CGAGAGGGAUUAUGUAUUGAAAAUCAAAUAAGAUAUCAGUAGCUUUACAAAAUCCAUACGCGAUAGAUGAUAUACGCUGCUGCUGAGACGUGUCAAAAUAAAUAUGCGCUAUUAGAGGUUUCGCGCGACGAGGAGUACGGAGAUUUUUUUUGUUGUUUCUGUUGUUGUUGUUGGGUUUGCACAACUGUUGCGGGUGAAAGAGCUGGCGCGGGUCUUGUUGAGCCGUUGUUGGAGCAUAUUCUUGCGAAUGACUUACCGUCGCAUUUCGGUCGCUCAGCAGCAAUUUACGUUUGCCGUCGUGCUCGUUCACAGUUUCGCGGUGGGUUGGAAGAGAUCGCGCGCGUUUUCCAGGCCGACCGUGCUGGAUGGAUUGUAACGGGUUGCUUGGAUCCGGCCUACUGCAACACUAAAGUGGCGGUGAUGAAAGAUUGUGAGCUUGAUUGCGUUUUUGGAAGAUAAGUGCGAAUUGAUUUGUUAAAAUAAUAUGCAAUAAAUUUCUAGAAACCGUGGAAGAAUUGCGUUUAGAGAUGUGAAAAUAUACGUCCUGUUGGAUUAAAAUACUCCUCACGACGAGAGCAAACAGAAGAAGCAUAAAUCAGUGAAUGAUCGUUAUAGUUUGCUGAAACAGAGUCUACGGCAGUGAACGGAAUUAUGCCUAUAGUGUUAUACCUCAAGUGUGCGUUCGGAAGUGAUAGAUAAAAGUGUGGCCGAGUUUGCGAAAGCGAUUGGCAAGUGAAAAUUACCCACCGCCAUCAUUGGUUCAAAAUUGCACCCAACACGAACAAUCUGGCGGUGGUUAGACAACCAUCCAUGGCCGUUGGGCCGCCGACGGGAGGAUCAGGAAAUCCUCCGCAAAUACCAGUCCAGCCACACCCGAUUCUAGCACCUAGUCCGCUGUUUGCCUUACCGACAUUGAACUUUACGGCGUCGCAGGUUGCGACCGUUUGCGAAACACUGGAGGAAUCCGGGGACAUUGAACGGCUGGCGCGGUUUCUAUGGAGCCUACCAGUGGCCCACCCGAACAUCUCGGAACUGGACCGUUCCGAGGCGGUGCUGCGAGCGCGGGCGAUAGUUGCAUAUCACACGGGACACUUUAGGGAGCUGUACACGAUACUGGAAAGGCACAAGUUCACCAAAUCGUCCCAUGGAAAACUACAGGCAAUGUGGCUAGAAGCGCACUACCACGAGGCAGAAAAACUACGCGGACGACCAUUAGGACCAGUCGAUAAGUACCGCGUCCGGAAAAAAUUUCCGCUCCCAAGGACCAUCUGGGACGGCGAGCAGAAGACCCACUGCUUCAAAGAGCGCACGCGAAGCCUGCUAAGAGAGUGGUAUCUCCAGGAUCCAUAUCCGAACCCGACCAAGAAGCGGGAACUGGCCCAGGCCACCGGUCUCACCCCGACCCAGGUGGGAAAUUGGUUUAAAAAUAGACGCCAACGGGACCGAGCUGCGGCGGCCAAAAAUAGGUAA
Molecule: messenger RNA, 1470 nt
Organism: Aedes aegypti (yellow fever mosquito)
Lineage: Eukaryota; Metazoa; Arthropoda; Insecta; Diptera; Culicidae
Product: homeobox protein SIX3
Exons: 3
Coding region: 811-1470 (219 amino acids)
Biological process (GO): regulation of transcription by RNA polymerase II
Cellular component (GO): nucleus; transcription regulator complex
Molecular function (GO): DNA-binding transcription factor activity, RNA polymerase II-specific; RNA polymerase II cis-regulatory region sequence-specific DNA binding
Source: RefSeq, a predicted model, not a curated record